CCUAAACAGCAACAGGACCACACCUAAAACCUCAACUUCCUGCAGCAGCACUAAUGAAAUGGGGUUCUUCAGUAACUAUUACAUGUUUGUCCAACAAGAAAAUGACAAGAUACUUCAUUUAAGAAGAAACCCGACGUGGAGGUCACUGCUUUUAUUCACUAUCCUUUGGGGGAUCGUACAUUUACUCUCAACCCAAGCACAAUAUCCUUAUCUUGGGUACCUGUGUUAUAUUUUGGGACUGUGGUUCUGUUAUCUGGCUACUGAAAAGUACGAGGAAUGUAUUUUUAACAAAGAAAAUGGUACCGUCACAAUGAUGGGUGCUAGAUUCUUGCAAAGAUUUACAAUCGGCUACAACAAGAGAAUUGUGUCACAACUGGAUGAAGUCAUUGCAGUAACAACAGAAAGUACUAAACCAAAUUUUUUAGGAACUGCUCAUCAGGUAAUUUUAUUGUACAUUACUGGCCUGACUCUCUCAAUCACAGGAUCAGCUACUUAUGGAAACAAGCAAUUACAUAAAGACAUAGCAAACAAGAUCAAUGAGUUUCUACAACUAGCUCCAUCACCUUUUGAACAGGAGGAGGAGCCUGUCGAGGAAGAUAACAAUGACAAAACAUCAAAAAAGACCAACUAAUAAAAAUACAUGACAUACAUGAUGAUUCUUUUUGUAAUGCUUUGUAUCAAUAGCUGACCUCAGAAUAA
Molecule: messenger RNA, 699 nt
Organism: Amphimedon queenslandica
Lineage: Eukaryota; Metazoa; Porifera; Demospongiae; Haplosclerida; Niphatidae
Exons: 7
Coding region: 59-631 (190 amino acids)
Source: RefSeq, a predicted model, not a curated record